Messenger RNA from Zingiber officinale, 854 nucleotides. RefSeq lists its product as uncharacterized. The transcript is spliced from 2 exons. Lineage: Eukaryota; Viridiplantae; Streptophyta; Magnoliopsida; Zingiberales; Zingiberaceae. The coding region runs from base 14 to 646 and encodes 210 amino acids. The record is from RefSeq and is a predicted model, not a curated record.
AUUGUUCAGCAGCAUGGUUCCUGUUCACCAGGGCAAGUCCAAGCUCUCUCAACAUCCCAAUUCGCUUCCGAAGCUCAUAAGGAAUGUCUGCGCUCAGUGCCAUGGCUCCUGCCUCCGAUCCCCCUCCACCUUGAGCUCCUCUGUCGAUGAGAUUUUCGACAGCGAUCUCAGUCACAAAGAGUUGAUCAUGCUGGAGUUACAAGCAAGAGCAAUAAGGGCGAAGUGGAGAAAGCCUCAGGAGUUGUUCACAGGGAGGCUCACUUGGGCUGUGUCGCCGACAACGGGAAGAGUUUGCGUUGCGAGCACGAUAAGGGACAUAGGCAAUCAUGAGGAAGACAAGGAGGAGGAGGAGGAGAUCGGAAGUGAAGCAUUUUUCUCAGUGAAGAGCUGCUUCUCCUGCUGCUCGGUGGAAUUAGGAGCAUCAUUCUGUACUGAGCUGAAGGAUUACGAGUACUGGGGAAGGAAGCUGCCGUCGAUAUGGGAAGAGUUUAAGGGUUGCCAAGGGUGGCCUUUUGGGCUAUGCCGCAGAGCCGUGGUGGUGCUGCCGCCAUUGCCUGACUCUCCUUCAGAUUCUUGGACGUGGCACAAGAAGAACCUGCAGGCCACUAAGACCCCUGCGUAUACGGCUGUGCGUACAAUGAAUUGAUUACCAUUUACCAUUUGGAAAGCAAUAAGAUAGGAACAAGAAUGUCUUGGGAGUGUGGCAUGGUGAGGUUUUAUUGAUCGAAUGUGAUGAGACUCUAAUAAUCCUUGUUGGAUCAUGUGAUAGGUGUGGUAGAGGAGGGUGAAUAUCAAUUUUUUUUUUUUGCAAUGUUAGUGUUCAAGAGGUUAUGCAAUGGAACAUAAAUGAAAAA